UCAUCUGACGCAUCGCUAGUCGCGAAGAAAGGCGCGAGCAGCGGGGCGGCGUUAUCGCCGACCUGGAGGUAGGUGCGGCCACGCCCCCUCGCCCGCGCAGCAACGCCAGCAGUCAGCGACGAAUCGAGCGCUCUCUGGUGGCGACUUGACUCAGGCGCGUGGCCGACUGGCCGCCAUGACAGGACCAGGACAGAAAGCAGCGCCAUAACCUCCACCACCAAGGUCGCAGUAGGCUACCCUUCUACUACCGCAGCCAGGGGCUUGUCAUCACAACUCACUGUUAAGAAUUGUAGAAAAGAGAAUGGAGCCUUUGCACGACGACGUCUUGCUGAUGGUCUUGGAGUAUGUCGGCGUGAAGGAUCUCCUUGCCUGUCGGCUCGUCUGCAAGAGGCUGGCAGAGCUCGCCGUGCACCCGCAACCGUGGCGGCGUCGACGGCUCAGUGUAUAUGACAUGCACACGAAGGUCAGUGCUGAAGACCGUUUGAUUUGCCCGGCGCUGCGAUUGGCGCCCUGCGUGCGCAUGCUGCAUCUCCAGCUACCGUCGAAGAGGUGUCAGCUGUCCUUCACGUCGACCAGAUGUGCCGUUUCGAAAUUGAGGCUGGUGCUGGAAGACAUCGAUGUCUGCAUGCACGCCGCUUUCGUCAUCCGUAACCAACUGGCGCUCGGGCGGCUGAGAGACCUUUCCGUUUGGUUCCCACCUGGGCGGGUGACGAUCAUUGAGAAAAACGCUUCCACUGAGUCUUCACAGACUCUAUUCGGAUUCUCUCUUUUGUUUGAUACGCUGGCCGUAGCGUCCGGACUGGAAAAGCUUGCAGUUGAUUGUUUCCCGGACAGGUGGUUUGUCGUACACAGCACCGUGGCUAUAAUACCCUCCCUGAAGCUCUUCAGCUGCAAACUUCGGCUGAGGUCGGAGCCCUUCGUCGACUUCGUUCUGGCCGGGCACGCCCCUACCCUAGAGGAGGUUGACUUGCGAGAUAGUUGGCUGAACCCGGUCUUGAAGUCUCCUUCCACGGCGUCCCUCCUGGCCGCGAUGCCUAACCUUCGCGAGCUCACCUGCCCCGCCGUACUCGUCGGGAUGGAGGUCGUGGCAGAGUGUGGUUCUCUGAGGAAGCUGACCCUUCACAUCAGAUGCGACAUGCCGUCUGCUCUGGUCGCGGGGGCCGCCGGGUUCCUCCGCCGCGCCACCCAGCUGCGUGAGGUUUCGUUGCAGUACCACCCCGGGGCCACCAGCCCCGAUGACGCCGGCGUACGCCUGGUCCGCGACCUGGCCUGGUCAGGACGCUCCCGCGUUGAGUCGCUGGCUAUCACUAACAUUUGGAGAGAGGAGGAGGACAGCCACUACUUUCCUCAGGAGCAGCCGCUCCUGAGCGCACUCCCCGCGCUGCCCGCUCUUCAGCACCUGGACCUGAGGUCUCAUGCGCCGCCCCAGCUGCUGCAGGCCCUCGGCCCCGAGACGUGCCCAGCCUUGCGGACCCUCGAGCUGGGUGUGCAUGCCAUGGGGUUCGACAUACACCACCACUGCCUUCACUCCUGGUUGCACGACAAUCUCCUUGCCAACGACCUCCUGAAGGUGCACCCCUCGAUCGAGCUGAUUCCACCAUCCUCAAGUUACUACUGCUCUGUCCCAAAAUAUUGCACUCCGUGUGCAUCAGGUUGCCACCCAGAGCUCUCCGGGGAUGACCGGCCGCUUUUCCGAGACGCUUUGAUGAAAUUCUGCCCCUGACUGUGCGCUGUGCUAGGCUAUGUCUCUUUUUUAUAAAAUAAAUGCUCUGCUCAGUUA
Molecule: messenger RNA, 1780 nt
Organism: Frankliniella occidentalis (western flower thrips)
Lineage: Eukaryota; Metazoa; Arthropoda; Insecta; Thysanoptera; Thripidae
Exons: 2
Coding region: 302-1723 (473 amino acids)
Molecular function (GO): protein binding
Source: RefSeq, a predicted model, not a curated record